AAUGAACUCGGCAUUUGGUGAAAUAUUUAUGUUUCUCACCAAUUUGGCUUGGAAGAGUCGCAUGACUAUUCCCGUUUUGGUGACAACAGCUUUUUUAAUUAUGGACAUACGAUUGCAAAUUGAAAUUAAUUUUCAAUCGGGUCAAGUGGCCGCUGCUGAAUUUGAUGCCGACGAUGAUGAUUAUUUGGAUGAUGAUGAUGACGACGAUGAUGCCUAUGAAGAGUACACAACUGAUUCCGAUACGAAUCCAGACGAUGAUGAUAGUGACAAUUAGUU
Messenger RNA from Musca vetustissima, 276 nucleotides. RefSeq names its product calsequestrin-1. The coding region runs from base 2 to 274 and encodes 90 amino acids. The record is from RefSeq and is a predicted model, not a curated record. NCBI's taxonomy places the organism in Eukaryota, Metazoa, Arthropoda, Insecta, Diptera, Muscidae. The transcript has 2 exons.